CGUAAAUACAGAUAUCACUAGGCCGCGUUUCGUUGUCUACAUGUUAAUUUCAAGACUGGUCAUCGAAUUUAGUAAAAAUAAAUAAAACAGAUAACCUUGUGGCUUUGCCCGCUAGUCAUACCGGGUGGUACAAGGAACAUUUAUAUCAUUAAUUUAAUAAACAUGAAAUAGUAACAGUAGACUGCGGGCAUUAAUGAUAUCUGCAAUCUUAUACCAUUGAACCGAUUCACCGAAAAAGAAAUAUGAGUAAUAGGAAAAUCCAUAGAAUCAGUUUCAAGAACCAUAAGUUACGGUAGGUCGCCCAGUAAUAUAUUAUCUGUUUUUCUGUCUUUAUCCUCUCACUUCUCUCAUCGGAAUUACCAGUUAGUCGUUGAACGUUUCAUUAUUAUAACUCUUAGGAAAUAUUCUACCGAUAUGUAAAAGCUUCCGGAAAAGAUGUAUGGAUUUUCUCCUUAUUAUACAUCAGUGCUGACAGAAACUUGUACCUGCGAAUGACACAGGGCGAUAAGUGAUAUAGACAUGUAUAUAUAUAAAGUGCUAGUAACUGUGCUAUUUGCUUUUAUUUGUGGAACUGUAAAUGCAGAUCUAGGAGAUAUAUGUUUAACUCCAAAUAAUGAACGAGCAACCUGCAAGUCCAUUUACGAUUGCCAAAUCUUACUUAACGUCAUAAGAACUAAAGACCAGAGACAACUACGUUUUUUGAAAAAUUCUCAGUGUGAUGGAUAUUACCAUGGUGAUCCAUUGGUGUGUUGUGGUACAGACAACAACUAUGCUGUGAUCUCAUCUUCCACACAAAGAGACAAAAGGCCGAGACCAACAAGUGCGGAGAGGCAAGAAGAUAGAAGACGCUGGAGAACAAGUGGGGAGAACGACGAUAGACGUAAUGACAAUUCAAGGAGAGAUGGUAAUACACGGGGGGAUAGUGAUGGCUGGAAUAGCAAUACAAAAAGGGAUGAUGAUAGAAAUAGUGACAAUACGCGGAGAAAUAAUGGAUGGGGGGAUGGAAAUGAUAGAGGAACGGGGGGAAGUGGUAAUAGAAAUAGAGGAAGAGACUUGCUUCCAAGUGCGGGUCAGUGCGGUUUCCAGGAAGUUGACAGGAUAUAUGGUGGCACUGAGACAGCUAUAGGUGAAUUUCCAUGGAUGGCACUACUCCAGUACCAAGAUAGAUCUGGUUACAAGAAGUUUGCCUGUGGUGGUUCUUUGAUAUCUUCCCGAUACAUAUUGACAGCGGCACAUUGUGUAGUUGGAGAAAUUGAACGAUCAGUUGGAAAACUAAUCAAGGUACGAUUAGGCGAGCAUGAUACUAGGCAAGACAGGGACUGCAUACAGAACAGGGUCUGUAACGAGCCACCUUUGGACAUUGAUGUUCAAUCAUCUCAUGCACAUUCCAGCUACAACUAUAAUGAUAACCAGAGAUACAAUGAUAUAGCACUUGUGAGGUUAAGCGAACCAGUUAGAUUCAGCAAUUAUAUUCGUCCCAUCUGUUUGCCACAACCCGGCGAAUCCUCCAGCCUCGGACACAAGGUGACAGUUGCAGGCUGGGGCAAAACCGAACGGACUCAACGAAGUCCAGUCAAGCUGAAGGUUCAGAUACCCAUUGCUGAUUCCGACACGUGUAGAAACGUGUUUAGCAGAGCGGGCAUUAGAUUGAGGGGAACGCAAAUAUGCGCUGGAGGAGAAAGGGGAAAGGAUUCUUGUACAGGUGACAGUGGCGGUCCUCUAAUGAGAACAAGAGCAAGUGAUGCUUCUCAAUGGUACGUUGAAGGUGUUGUGUCCUUUGGGGCGCAGUGUGGCACAGAAGGAUGGCCUGGAAUCUACACCAACGUUGCCAGCUUUUUGGACUGGAUAUAUGAUACUGUUACAGACUAAUAGUAUAGACUUUUUUAGCUUUUAGUUACUAUUUACAAUUCAUUUUCCCAUAAAUUAUGAAUAAAUGAAUGACAAUAAGUUUUAUAUUUGCCAUAAAUCAAUUUAAUAAUACAUACAGUGUUUUUAACUUACAAAAACGUAUACGAUUUAGGCCAAUACCAAUACUCAGCACAAAAGUGGAUCCGAAAUACCAUUCAAUUUCGCAAUUUCUUCAAAAUUCGAUAAGAAUGCUAAAAUUAUCCCAAUAGGUACUUCAGGAUUUUGUUUUUAGAUACAACCAGCAAUUUUGGAAACCCAGACGAUCAUUUUUCGGCUGAAACUUCCAGUAAACUUUUAGCACAAUUGCGGUUUAUUUUCAAUAGUAAAUUGAAAAGUGUCAUUAAUAAUAAUAAUAAUAAUACAGUAUUGACCCGAUAAUCCGAAUUGCUAUAAUCCGGAUGCUCCAAUAACUCGGACCUGUCCGGAUCAGAUAUUAAGUUCUCAACAGGCUCAAUCUUGUUAAAUAUCACACCAUGAACGACGCGACCAGGACGCAAAUAAAACAGAACCUUUCCACGGGUAAUUCAACGACAAACGCCAUGGAUUCUACACGAAAACACAUAAGUUUGUCGAUCCGAAAGAGAUCUGAAAUUUUAGACAAACUAAAACGAGGUGAUAGUGGUAAAAAGUUAGCUGCAAUGUAUGGAGUGGGAAAAUCCACCAUAUCAGAUAUUAAGAAAAACAGGGGCAAGAUAGGUGCGUAAGAGUUAUACAAUUUUGAAAAAAAUGUUUUUAUAUUUAAUACAUUUAAUAUUUUAGUUUUAUGAAGAAAUGCAUUUCUGGUCCAGGUAGCAGAAAAACUUUGCGGACUGCUGAACAUCCUGAAAUGGAAAAGAAACUUUACGAGUGGUUUCUGCAACAGCGUGAUCGGCACAUACCAGCAAGCUACGCUAUUCUGGCAGAAAAAUCAAAAUAUUUAAAAAAAAAUGUUACAAUAAAGAUACAUUUGAAGCGAGUAGGGGUUGGCUCUUGAAAUUCAAACCCUCAAAAGUUAACUCGGAUCAUAAAAGAAAAAGGACUAUCUUCAAGCCUAAUCUAUAACGCUGAUGAGUCCGGCUUGUUUUGGAAAUUGAUGCCGCAACGAACAUUAGUCCACUUAAAGGAAACAUCAGCUCCAGACCGAAAAACAAGUAAGGAGAGAAUAACUUUUCUGGCGUGUACAAAUGGAACUGGUUUGCACAAAUUGAAACUUAACUUUUGGUAAUCGGCGAAUCUAGAAAUCCAGGGCUUUUAAAAACAGAGGCACGAGUUUACCGGUGGAGUAUACGUCUAGUAAAAAUGCAUGGAUGACUUCUUAUUUAUUUAAAGAAUGGUUUCAUAAAUCAUUUUGCAAGCAAGUUUCAGAAUUCUUGAAAAAAGAAGACAUUCCCGAAAGAGCAAAUUGAUAACGCACCUAUCCGAUGCAGUGAAAAGGAAUUGGUUUCUGAAGAUUAACCAAAUUAGUUUAUAGAAAAAUUUAUUGGCUCACAUUUUCUGUACUCUGGAUCAAGAAAACAAUGACCUUAGUAAAUCUUUAAAAAACUUCAAUCCAAAAGGCGCAGUUUGCUUAUUACAUAAUGCAUGGACAAAAGUGUCAACAACUGCUUUAGAAAAAAGUUGUUAGCUGAAAACUAAGAUUAUGACCCGGAAGAUUCAAUACCAUUAAGAUUAUUGCGCGUACAAAUAAAGCAGCAAAUGGAGACUAUUGAGGACAUUUCAAAAAUGUUAGAAAAAACACCAUCUGAACAAUUUACAGAAGGGGAAAUCUCUGAGUAGGUGGAAGAAACUGAAGAACAUACGCUUCAAGACGAAUUUCAAGAUUCUAUUCUGAAAAUUCACUAAGUGACGUAGAAACACAGAAUGGAAAUCAAUUCACUGUUCCAAAAGUUAAACAUGAAGAGGCAACUAGGCAUUUUACAGCAGGGAUUAAAUGGGCAGAAGACAACAAUAUUGCACUUCAAUACUUGCCAUAAAAGACUUAAGAGAAGAAGCUGUUAUUAAGUUGCAUUCUGAACAUAAAAGGCAAGCAAAAAUAACUGAUAUUUUUAAUAACUAAAUUUUUGUUACUUUUUUAUUUUAUUUGCUUAUUUUAGCUAUGUAGAUAAUUUUUAUGAAAUAAACAUGUUUGUAAUAUCAAGAACUUGUUUUCCU
Molecule: messenger RNA, 4038 nt
Organism: Acanthoscelides obtectus
Lineage: Eukaryota; Metazoa; Arthropoda; Insecta; Coleoptera; Chrysomelidae
Source: the annotation of a GenBank genome assembly